Hemibagrus wyckioides is the source of this 8680-nucleotide messenger RNA. It is a transcript of the gene col5a1, whose product is annotated as procollagen, type V, alpha 1. NCBI's taxonomy places the organism in Eukaryota, Metazoa, Chordata, Actinopteri, Siluriformes, Bagridae. The record is from RefSeq and is a predicted model, not a curated record. Gene Ontology annotation, molecular function: extracellular matrix structural constituent. The coding region runs from base 340 to 6450 and encodes 2036 amino acids. The transcript has 66 exons.
AUGCCUCCUCUUUGCCUUUGGCUCGGAGCACUCUGAGUUACGCGCGCGCAGAAGCAGCGCAUCAUUUCAGCUCGGAAGGAAAGGACAGCCGGGCAAGAGAGAAAAGGAGAGCGCGCGUGGCCCCAUAUUUCUGACCGUCAUUCGCGAGGACUUUUCUCUUUUUAACCGAAUGGCUGUAUGAAAGACUCGGUCCCCCCAACUCCUCAUCUUCUUUCUCUUCUCCCUCUCCUUUGGGACAUACGAGUCCUUUCUCUCUGUACCGGGCCGCGCUCGGCGUAAAAAAUCCAAAGCGAGUCCUGUACCAGUUCGUCUCCGCACGCGCGCUGUGUGUGGACGGUCAUGGAUAGCCAAAUCAAGUGGAAAGCGAAACGGAGGCUUAAGGGCACGCGGCUUGCUCUAACGAUGCUCGUGCUAUUUGCCGCAGCAACCACGUCGUCGCGCGCUGGACCAGUUGAUCCAGCUGACCUUCUGAAGAUUUUAGAUUUUCCAAGUUUGCCUGACGGCGUAACGAAAACUACAGGCUUCUGCACACACAGGAAGUCGUCGAAAGGGCCUGAUGUAGCCUACAGAGUAACCAAAGAUGCUCAGCUCAGUGCUCCUACCAAACAGCUCUACCCCUCUUCCGUUUUUCCAGAAGACUUCUCCAUUGUGGCGACUGUGCGGCCCAAUAAGGGCAGCCAGGCAUUCCUGCUCUCCAUCUAUAAUGAGCAGGGCAUGCAGCAGCUGGGUAUUGAGGUGGGCCGCUCACCUGUCUUCCUCUAUGAGGACCACCUGGGCAAGCCAGGCCCUGAGGACUACCCUCUCUUCAGAGGAGUAAACCUAGCUGACGGAAAGUGGCACCGAGUGGCGAUCAGCGUCCAUAAGCAGAGUGUUACACUGAUUGUGGACUGUAAGAAGCAGACGACACGCAAGUUGGCACGAAGCCCAAACCCAGUAAUUGACACUAAAGGCAUUGUGGUGUUUGGUACACGCAUUCUGGAUGAAGAAGUGUUUGAGGGUGAUAUUCAGCAGCUGAUGAUUAUAGCAGACCAUCGUGCUGCAUAUGACUACUGUGAACAUUAUAGCCCAGACUGUGAGGUUCCUGCCCAGGAACAGCCACAAAACCAGGACCCCAACACUGACGAAUAUAACACCGAAGAUGACACCUACUACUAUGAGUACCCAUACUAUGAUGACAUGGAUGCAGAGAAGAAUGAGGAUUCAUCAGUCACCUCUAGAAGGGUCACAGACUCAGGAUCAAGUGACACAACAAACCCAAGGGAAACCGUGACCACAGUCGUUGGUGGAGGAGGACAUUCUGGUGGCUCUACUAGCAGUUCGGCUAGCAGUUCUUCUGGUAGUUCUUCAAGUAGUUCUUCAACUGGUACCUCUAACACAGGAGCUGCUGGCGAGUCAUACGACUAUGAGGAUUCCAUGUAUGAAACCACAUACUAUGAUGAAUCGACUGCCUCGCCUGAUGGCUCUAUAACGAUCACAAGCACAGGCACAGAUACCGGGCAUGACCUGGACCUGAGCAGUAGAGUGGAUCUGGGGUUGGGUGGAGAUACAGAGAAACACAUUAUCACUUCAGUAGGAGAAGGAGGAGAAGGAAUCCACACAUCCAGCACUGGUGGCUCUGGUUCAAACAUUAGAAUUGUUUCGGGUUCUAGCACCAAUUCAGGAUCCAGCUCCGGUUCUGGUUCCAGCACAGGAUCCAGCUCCGGUUCUGGUUCCAGCACAGGAUCCAGCUCCAGUUCUGGUUCCAGCACAGGAUCUGGCUCUGCGUCCACCUCUAUUACAGGAUCUGGAUCUGUUUCCACAAGUACAGGAUCUGCUACCAGUUCUAGCUCCAGCUCUAGCUCAGUGGAUACUUAUGAUGACUAUGGCUAUGGUGUGGGCUAUGGAGAGGAGUACACGGAUGGUUUUGGUGAGGGCGAGGACUCUAUUGGAGGAGGAGGCGCCAGCAGUACUGUCGGAGGUGGAUCUGUUUCUGUUGGGGGCGGAUCAGUCUCAGUUGGGGGCAGCUCUGUUUCUGUUGGAGGUGGUUCAGUCUCUGUUAGUGGUUCAGGUGGAGUUGGUGGUGGAUCUGCCAAUGCUGGGGCCAGCACUGGGGUGGGAACGGCCCAGACAGGAGCUGGUGAGGAUGAUUUGGAUGCAUUUAAGGAGGAGUCCAUCACGGAUCUCACUGACUCUGACCUGGACCAGAUUUACAGUGACUACAAAGACUACUACACCGAAGUCGACGACAAAGUCUUACCUGCCGAGACUGACAAUUACCAGGUUGAAGGUUCCAGAGGAGAGAAGGGGCAAAAAGGAGAGCCAGCUAUCAUUGAACCAGGAAUGUUGGUGGAGGGCCCCCCUGGUGCUGAGGGCCCAAUUGGUUUACCUGGUCCUUCAGGAACAUCUGGAUCCCCUGGCUCUCCCGGAGAUCCUGGAGAGAGGGGUCCUCCUGGUCGCCCUGGUCUUCCAGGAGCUGAUGGACUGCCAGGACCCCCAGGGACCGUCCUGAUGCUGCCUUUCCGGAUGAGCACAGGAGGAGAUGCUGGACAUAAAGGACCUGCAGUUUCUGCCCAAGAGUCUCAGAUGCAGGCCAUCAUGCAGCAGGCCAGGCUGGCAAUGAGAGGUCCACCUGGUCCAAUGGGCUUGACUGGUCGUCCUGGACCUUUGGGUCCUCCUGGUGUGAUUGGACUUAAAGGUGAAUCUGGAGAGCAGGGUCCUCAGGGUCCUCGUGGUCCUUUGGGUUCGGUUGGCCCUCCUGGAAAGCCUGGUAGAAGAGGUCGUCCUGGAGCAGAUGGAGCCAGAGGCAUGCCUGGACAAACUGGACCAAAGGGAGACAGAGGUUUCGAUGGCCUGGCUGGAUUACCUGGAGAAAAGGGACACAGGGGUGAGUCAGGACCUCAGGGACCCCCUGGACCCCCCGGAGAGGACGGAGAAAGAGGGGAUGAUGGUGAGGUUGGACCUAGGGGUCUGCCCGGUGAACCGGGUCCUCGUGGCUUGUUAGGACCCAAAGGACCUCAGGGACCUCCUGGAUCUCCUGGCGUGACAGGGAUGGAUGGCCAUCCUGGUCCAAAAGGAAACAUUGGACCUCAAGGUGAACCUGGUCCUCCAGGACAGCAAGGCAACCCUGGUGCUCAGGGACUUCCAGGACCUCAAGGAGCCAUCGGACCACCAGGAGAGAAGGGUCCAACAGGGAAACCAGGAUUACCGGGAAUGCCAGGAGCCGAUGGACCACCGGGUCACCCAGGAAAGGAAGGUCCAUCUGGAGAGAAAGGUCACCAGGGACCACCUGGUGCACAAGGGCCGAUCGGCUAUCCUGGUCCUAGAGGUGUGAAGGGUGCUGAUGGAGUUCGGGGGUUAAAAGGAAACAAGGGUGAAAAGGGAGAAGAUGGUUUCCCUGGGUUUAAAGGAGACAUGGGUAUCAAGGGUGAUCGGGGUGAGAUCGGAGCCGCAGGACCCAGAGGAGAGGACGGCCCUGAGGGACCUAAAGGACGCUCUGGUUUACCUGGAGAUGCUGGACCUCUGGGACCAAAUGGAGAGAAGGGCAAGCUUGGUGUUCCAGGAUUGCCAGGUUAUCCUGGAAGACAAGGGCCAAAGGGUUCUCAAGGAUUCCAAGGCUUCCCAGGAGCCAAUGGAGAAAAGGGAGCAAGGGGAACAGCUGGAAAGCCUGGACCACGAGGACAGCGAGGACCAACCGGUCCUCGUGGAGAAAGAGGCCCAAGGGGACCCACAGGAAAAGCUGGACCAAAGGGCAACUCAGGAAGCGAUGGGCCCCCAGGACCACCUGGUGAACGGGGUCUGCCAGGACCACAAGGAUCAACUGGAUUCCCUGGACCUAAAGGGCCUCCUGGACCACCUGGAAAAGAUGGACUGCCUGGGCACCCCGGCCAGAGAGGAGAGACGGGUUUCCAAGGAAAGACUGGACCUCCUGGACCCCCAGGUGUGCUGGGACCUCAGGGACCAACAGGUGAAACUGGACCAAUGGGAGAACGAGGCCAUCCCGGACCUCCAGGACCACCAGGUGAACAAGGCUUGCCUGGACCUGCUGGUAAAGAGGGAGCCAAGGGAGAUCCAGGUCCAGCAGGCCCUGCUGGUAAAGAUGGACCUCAAGGACUGCGAGGUUUUCCUGGAGAGAGAGGGCUUCCUGGGCCUCUUGGAACUGCAGGUUUGAAAGGAAAUGAAGGACCACCAGGUCCACCUGGACCUGCUGGUUCACCCGGUGAACGUGGUCCUGCUGGUCCGACAGGUCCCACUGGACCACCUGGACGUCCAGGACCUCAAGGACCCCCGGGGCCUGCUGGAGAGAAAGGUGGACCAGGAGAAAAAGGACCUCAAGGCCCUGCUGGUAGAGAUGGAAUUCAGGGACCUGUUGGUUUACCUGGUCCUGCUGGACCUCUUGGACCUCCAGGAGAAGAUGGAGAUAAGGGCGAGAUUGGUGAGCCUGGUCAAAAAGGUAGCAAAGGAGAUAAAGGAGAGCAGGGUCCUCCUGGGCCAACUGGCCCCCAAGGACCAAUUGGUGCACCUGGUCCUGCUGGAGCUGAUGGAGAGCCUGGUCCGCGAGGACAGCAGGGUUUGUUUGGGCAAAAGGGAGAUGAGGGGCCACGAGGAUUCCCUGGACCACCAGGGCCUGUUGGCCUUCAGGGUUUGCCUGGACCCCCUGGUGAGAAAGGAGAAACUGGAGAUGUUGGUCACAUGGGUCCACCUGGUCCUCCAGGUCCCCGAGGCCCCUCUGGACCUCCAGGAGCCGAUGGACCCCAGGGGCCCCCUGGAGGCAUUGGAAACCCUGGAGCUGUGGGAGAGAAGGGAGAUCCAGGUGAGGCUGGAGAGCCCGGUCUGCAAGGCGACGUUGGUCCCCCGGGACCAAGAGGAGAGCGAGGAGAGAAAGGAGAAGCUGGUCCUGCUGGCUCUGCUGGUCCACCAGGACCUAAGGGCCCUCCUGGUGAUGAUGGUCCUAAAGGAAGUCCAGGUCCAAGUGGUUUUCCUGGUGACCCUGGACCUCCUGGAGAGCCUGGUCCACCUGGUUUGGAUGGUCCUCCUGGUGACAAAGGUGAUGAUGGAGAGCCUGGUCAACCGGGAUCUCCAGGACCAACUGGUGAAUCUGGACCAACUGGACCUCCAGGAAAGAGAGGUCCUCCAGGAGCGGCAGGACCUGAGGGACGACAGGGAGAGAAAGGAGCUAAGGGAGAACCCGGUCUCGAAGGUCCACAGGGUAAGACAGGGCCUGUUGGACCCCAAGGUGCUCCUGGCAAGCCUGGUUCUGAAGGAUUGCGAGGAAUCCCUGGCCCAGUAGGAGAACAAGGUCUGCCUGGAUCUCCUGGACCUGAUGGACCCCCAGGACCUAUGGGUCCUCCUGGACUGCCUGGACUGAAAGGAGACACUGGAGUUAAAGGAGAAAAGGGUCAUCCAGGUCUAAUUGGUUUGAUUGGGCCUCCUGGAGAGCAGGGAGAGAAAGGAGACAGAGGACUGCCAGGACCACAGGGAGCAUCUGGACCUAAAGGAGACAAUGGCAUUGCUGGCCCUGCUGGACCUCUGGGACCUAUUGGACCUCCAGGAUUGCCUGGCCCUCCUGGUCCAAAAGGAGCUAAAGGAUCAUCAGGUCAAACAGGACCAAAGGGAGAACCAGGAGUACCAGGGACUCCAGGUCCUCCGGGUCCACCAGGUGAUGUCAUCCACCCACUGCCCAUCCAUUCAAGCCCAAAAAGAGCACGGCGAAGCAUUGAUGCUAGCCAAUUGGUGGAUGAUGCACCUGAUGCUAACUACAAGGAUUAUGAGGAUGGUAUGGAGGAGAUCUUUGGAUCACUCAACUCCCUAAAGCAGGAGAUUGAACAGAUGAAGCACCCACUGGGCACCAAGGGCAACCCAGCACGCACCUGCAAAGACCUGCAACUCUGCCACCCUGACUUCCCUGAUGGCGAGUACUGGAUUGAUCCAAACCAGGGCUGCUCACGAGAUUCUUUCAAGGUUUACUGCAACUUCACAGCUGGAGGAGAGAGUUGUAUCUUCCCAGAUAAAAAGAGUGAAGGGACUAGGCUAACCUCCUGGGUGAAGGAGACUCCAGGCUCCUGGUACAGUGAAUUCAAACGUGGUAAACUGCUCUCUUACAUGGAUGCUGAGGGCAAUCCAAUUGGUGUGGUCCAAAUGACGUUCAUGCGCUUGCUAAGUGCCUCAGCACGGCAGAACCUCACAUAUAACUGCUACCAGUCUGUGGCCUGGCAUGACCAGGAACUAAACUCUCACGACAAGGCCAUCCGCUUCCUGGGCUCCAAUGAUGAAGAGAUGUCCCAUGACAACAAUCCAUACAUUAGUGCCAUCAUGGAUGGAUGUGCGUUGAAAAAGGGGUAUGAAAAGACUAUUCUAGAGAUCAACACACCAAAAGUGGAGCAGAUACCAUAUGUUGACAUCAUGUUCAACGAUUUUGGUGGAGCAACGCAGAAGUUUGGCUUUGAGGUUGGCCCAGCCUGCUUUAUUGGCUAAGACUGUUCACUGAGCACACCAGAAAAUAAAUAAUAAACAAUUUUCAUUUUCUCAGAAACCAAAGAAAGGAAUAGGACAACAUAUUUUAUAAAGAUUUGUGUUUCCCAAAUAAAACACCAACUUCGCAUAGAAAGGAUAAAAGAAAUUUAAUAAAAUAAAGAAUGGAAAUAAAAACACAUUUUUUUUGACCUCAGUGUACCUGUCUCUGUCACAUGCAAGUUUUGAAACUGGAUUAGCCGAAUGCUAGGUAGCUAACCCUGUGCUUUAAUUGCCACGUUCUUAAUGCAUCUUACCACCCAUGCUGUAUCGGUGUAGGAAAUAGCAACAGUAUUCCUCCAUCUUUGAUGCACUUCCUGCGGGUGGAAACCUCCUCACACACUCCACCUGGUUUUAGCUCUGUCUGGUUUCUUCUUGCAUUUAUUCAGUGUUUCACUUUCUGACCAGUACUUCAAUGAACUCUAUUUUGUGCAUAUUUGUUUUCCCAUUCCCUGGAAUGGUGCUUAUAUAUAAAUAUAUAUAAAUAUUUUUUGUAUGUUUGUAAGUACUUUCUGUAUAUUUCUCUGUUUUUUUCCUAUUUCUUUUUUUGUGUGUGCUUCAAAACAUGCAUGUGAACCAUUGAGCAAGAAGGACCGCAGAGAUGGUGGUUAUUACAGUAAAUUAAAAAAAUUAAUUUCAACAAUAACAGCCCUGCUAGAGAAAAUUGGAUAGCAAUAAAUGAAUAAAUAAAUAAAAUAAAAUAAAGUGGCAGAAACACCAAGAAGAAAUCAUUAUGUCCUGUUGUAGGUGUGACCCACAUCUUUUUGUGUAAUUUCACGCGAACGAAUGAAAAUAAUAUUUAGUAUACGCGAUAACAGCAAGUUCAUAUCAACUGAUUUUGGUAUUGUGGAUUGCUACUAUCACAGGGCAUCUGAAUGAUUCCAUCCUUUAUCCUUUUUCUAUCAAACCUUGUGCUUGAGAUCUAUCAGAAAGCACACAUAAUGAAAGACCGUUUCAUUGAGGAAACACUAUAUCAGUAAACUAGGUGCUAUUUCCUUCUGCCUGUGGUGCUAUAUACAUAUAUUUUUUCCAAUUUUUAUUUGUUUAUUUGUUUAAAAUGAUUCACCAAUGAUGAUGCAUCUUCCAUUUCUUUCAUCACAUUUUUCUGGGUAGUGGGUCCUGUGUUUUAUGUUGGGAAAUAUUCUUAUGCAUGCCAAUCCAUCAUAUUCAUUCAUAAACCAAAAGUACCUAACAAAUUUGUCUCUUUGACGUCACCCUACACACUGUUGUUGAAUGUGCAGUAUGCAAACUGUAAAGUGGCUCUUUACCUGGAGAUUAUUUAUGUACUUUUGCAUAGUCCUCCAUAGCACAUUUAUUCCCAUCAAUUUAAAAUGUAGUAGUAAUUUUUAUAAAGGUAGUAAAUGUUUUACGGUGUCUGUGGACCUAGAGCUUUACAGUGGACAUGAGUGCAAUCAGUUCACCUCAAGCAGUCAGAAGUCCAUAAAAUCUUUAGUCGAGACGUGUGUUUUUUUGUUUUUUUUUUGGUUUUUUGUUUUUUUUGGUUUUUGUUUUUUAUUUUUUUGUACAGGGAAGAACUUGACCUCUGUUACCAGAGCCAAAUACAGAGGACCAACUAAUCUACUGUCCUCAGAUUCUCAGGCCAAAGAUAUUCUCACAGCUUUAGGCUUCAUCAAAUACGUUCAAUGACCAAAAAAAGUCACUUUAUAUAAGAUUGUGCACCUGUGGGGUAGAUAGAUUUCCAGUUUAUUAUAAUUCUUAAUCCUUGGUAUAGAAAGCAAAUCCGUUUUCUUGUCUUUAUUUCCCUGUUUUCCCUGCAUUUCUUUGCCACUAGUCCCUAAUGCACUCAACAUCUUACACCACUAUGCCAGCUACUUUGCUACAAACCUUUGCAUUCUAUUAAUUUGAGAUAUGACUUGAACUUCUUUUUAAAAACUAAUUCAUGACAAAGAUUAAAAAAAUAUCAUGUUUAGGAAAAUAAUCAUUUUUGUAAAUUUCCAAAAAGAAAAAAAAAAAAAGAAGAAAAGCCAUCACGCUGCCAAUAAACGAAUUCUGUUUUGUUUGGUUUUUGUAAUAUUUGUCUUGUGUUGUCUUGUCUGUUUUAAGGUCUUGUUAAACCUGUGUAAGAGAGGAUAGAAGAUAUAUUGUUAUUUUGUGUCAAUAAAUUCAAAUUUACUGUGGCCACGCACCCUUGUAUGUCUUUUGAAGCAUUAAAGCCUUUCUGUAUGCAUGAAAA